GCCGUGUCACGUGUCAGCCAAAAUGGCUGCGCCCGGGCGACUCGAGCAAAGGUUGGAGCGAGCCCUCGCGUGACUGAAGACCGGAGAAGGCAGCGACUGCUGGGGGAGAGUGUAAGAGUCCCCGCUUUCCUCAUUGUCUAUCUCCGGAACUGUCCUGAGUGAUCUGAGGUUCAAGAUGGAAAAUCAUGAACCAGUUGAUACUGUCAAGGAGAACUUAAUUGAAAUCAUAACCAGGAAAAUUAACCAGCUUCCAGAAGCAGAAAGGAAUCUGCUUGAAAAUGGAUCAACAUAUAUUGGACUUAAUGCUGCUCUUUGUGGCCUAAUAGCAAACAGUUUCUUUCGACGCAUCUUACACGUGACACAGGCUCGUAUAGCUGCCGGCUUACCUAUGGCAGUGAUCCCAUUUUUGACGGCACAUGUAUCUUACAAAGGUUUUGUAAGUUUACCUUUGAAUACAGGUGAUUUGCAUUGUGAAACUUGUACCAUAACUCGAGGUGGACUGGUUGGUCUUGUUUUUGGUGGCCUGUACCCUGUUUUCUUGGCUAUCCCUGUGAAUGGUGGCCUAGCAGCCAGGUAUAAUUCAGCCCUGCUACCCGAGAAAGGAAACAUCUUAAAUUACUGGCUUAGGAUUUCUAAGCCUGUCUUUAGAAAGAUGUUAUUUCCCAUUUUGCUCCAGACUGGGUUUGCAGCAUACCUGGCGUCUAGACAAUAUAAACUACUUAUAAAGGCUCUUCAGUUACCUGAACCUGGCCUAGAAAUUCAGUGAUUGUUAAGCAAAUCUGUACACAAAAAUAAAAUUGUAAAAA
Messenger RNA from Hippopotamus amphibius kiboko, 806 nucleotides. It is a transcript of the gene TMEM126A, whose product is annotated as transmembrane protein 126A. The transcript is spliced from 6 exons. Gene Ontology annotation, cellular component: mitochondrion. The record is from RefSeq and is a predicted model, not a curated record. Lineage: Eukaryota; Metazoa; Chordata; Mammalia; Artiodactyla; Hippopotamidae. Gene Ontology annotation, biological process: mitochondrial respiratory chain complex I assembly. The coding region runs from base 176 to 766 and encodes 196 amino acids.